Molecule: messenger RNA, 162 nt
Organism: Durusdinium trenchii
Lineage: Eukaryota; Dinophyceae; Suessiales; Symbiodiniaceae
Source: the annotation of a GenBank genome assembly
AUGAUCGUACUGGCAGAGAACCAGAAGCAAGCGAAGAAAGCCAGAGAAUGGAUCAAGUCUGAAAGCCUCUUGGGGAAGACCAUCGAGUUUCGUGUGGUUUUGAAUACUGACCUUGGGAGUGAGCUUCGGGCUUUGUACCUGCAAGGCUUCAAAAGCACAUGA